CAGGCUCUGAAUGCUCAAGGCUGAUGCUCCGGACCCUUGGUGUGUGCAGGAGCAUUCUGCGUGCGCGGCGGCAGAGCGGGCACCUCCAAGCCAUGGCGGCCCAGAGCAACAACAUGGGUUCCAGUCCCGUAGCGAGUUCCUCGGACGGAUCUGUGACAGCGGGGAUCAUCAUUAUCGGGGACGAGAUCUUGAAGGGGUACACCCACGACACCAACUCCUUCUUCAUGUGCAAGAAGCUGCGGUCGCUGGGCGUGAAGGUGGCCAAGAUCUCCGUGGUCCCCGACGAGGUGGACCCCAUUGCCGCCGAGAUCUCAUCCUUCUCCUGCAAGUUCACCUACGUCCUGACGUCGGGCGGGAUCGGCCCCACCCACGAUGACGUCACUUUUGAGGCCGUGGCGCAGGCCUUUGGGGAAAAGGUCUUCCCCCACCCAGAGAUGGUCGACCUGGUGAAGAAGUUCUUCGCCAAGACGGACGCAGAGUGUCCCGAGAUGAAGCUGGCCCGCGUCCCCGAAUCCUCGCUCCUCAACUACGGCGUCGACCAGAAAACGGGCCUCGCCUUCAAGUACCCCCUCAUCAGCGUCCGUAACGUCUACAUCUUCCCGGGCAUUCCAUCAUUAAUGGAGCGGGCCCUCGAGGGGCUCGGCCAUCUCUUCCGCAAUGAGCAGACCCGCUUCUAUUCCCGGGAGAUCUAUGUGGACUCGGAGGAGACUCGCAUCGCCCCGAUACUAGACCGGGCUUAUGGGCGCUUCAGACGUCACACGAGCCUGGGCUCCUACCCAGAUUGGGUUAGCAACUACUUCCGGGUCAAACUCACCUUGGACUCUGAGUCGGAGAGUCGCCUGGAGGAGGCCCACGCUUUCCUGGUGGAGAACCUGCCCGAGGGCACCGUGGUACCUUUCGUAACAGACCCCGUCUCCCGGGCGGCCACGGAUGUGUACACACUCGCCAAGUCAGGUUCUCCUGUUGGCCAGAAGGUGGCAGCAGCGGUCCAGACCAUCGAGGAAGCCCUGGAUCGGUACCCGCUGUCAAAACUUUGCAUCGGGUUCAAUGGUGGGAAGGACUGCACGGCUCUCUUGCACCUCUUCCAUGCCGUUGUGCAGAGGCGAUACCCGGAAAGGACAGAGAAGCUGCAGGCGCUGAACAUACGCACUGUCUCCCCAUUUCCUGAGAUGGAGCAGUUCAUCGGCGUCACGGCUGAGCGGUAUAACCUCCACGUCUGUGAGGUCCACGGGAACAUCAAGCAGGCCCUGGCCGACCUGAAGCUGCAGCAUCCGGAGCUGGAGGCCGUGUUGAUGGGUACCCGGCGGACCGACCCUUAUUCCUGCACCUUGACGCCCUUCCACAUGACCGACCCCGACUGGCCCCCGUACAUGCGCAUCAAUCCUCUCCUGGAUUGGACAUACCGGGAUAUCUGGAAUUUCUUACGCAGCCUGUAUCUCCCCUACUGCAUCCUUUAUGAUAAGGGCUACACUUCGCUGGGGAGCAUGAACAACACGCAGAAGAACCCGGCCCUGCGCUACACGGACGCCCGGGGGCGGGAAUGCUACCGGCCGGCCUACAAGCUAGAGAAUGAAGAGGACGAACGCACCUCCCGCCUUUGAGCCUUCAGUUGCCUUGGUUGCCCCGGCAACUCUCGGCCUUCCUAGAGUACAAUGAGGACUGGGCCAGGCCUGUAAGGCCUGUGGUGAAAAGCACCCAGUGCCCCUCCACGGACACAUACUGGAGUGCCAUCCGGCAGCCUCUCGGGCCCCGCCACCAGCCUGUGGGGGCUGCCCCACACGACGGCCAGUAGGAGGUUAUGCACACUGCGCCCCUACGUUAAAUGAGCCCAGGGGGCCAAGUUAGUAAAUCCUGUUGAUUCAAGCUUCUGCAUCGCCUCCUUCGGUUUUUGUCCUCCCUCACCUAAGGUCCCGUCCUGGCGUUAACAUUUAUGCCUUUUUUAGCACGUUGGGUUGGAUCCAGAUCGAAUGCUCCAGCGGCAGAAAGGAAGUUUCCUUCCUCCCCUUCCCACUGCGGCCUCACUGACUUCCACAAAAUGCUACCCCAGGAGGAGAGGGGACUCUGAGGCAUGGCAUGUGCCAUGUGAUUCCCAACACUGGGUAGGG
Messenger RNA from Gekko japonicus, 2105 nucleotides. It is a transcript of the gene FLAD1, whose product is annotated as flavin adenine dinucleotide synthetase 1. Gene Ontology annotation, biological process: FAD biosynthetic process. The transcript has 7 exons. Lineage: Eukaryota; Metazoa; Chordata; Lepidosauria; Squamata; Gekkonidae. Gene Ontology annotation, molecular function: FMN adenylyltransferase activity. Bases 24 to 1601 code for a protein of 525 amino acids. The record is from RefSeq and is a predicted model, not a curated record.